UCAUGAGGAAUCUUUCAUUCUUACUGUAUUUUCUUUUUCUAUUAAUUACGUAAAUAAUUGAAAUUUUAAUAUCAGUUCUUAGAUUUACCACACUAGCAAUGGUAAGAGACUAAAAGCUGGGUUUUCUUUAUUUUUAUUUUUUGCAAAAAUGAGCAACAAGAAGGAAGUAUCCACAGACGAACAGGUGCCGGGCCAAUUAAGGAAAUGGGCCGGGUUGAACCCGGAGAUACUUGCAUUGAUAUUUGUAAGGAUUGACCCGGUAGAUGAAAUGGUAAGGAGUGUGCCAUUUGUAUGUAAAAGUUGGAUGGAAGUUGUGGGUGGGCCUUAUUGCUGGUCCAAAGUGGAUGUUCAAGCGUGGUGUCGACGGCGUAACGACAGCGAUGCGGUUGACUUGGUGGUCAAGAAGCUGGUUCGACGUAGCAAGUGUUCGGUUCAACGUUUGUCUACUUACCGCAUUGGUGAAUCGGGUUUCUUCUUUAUUGCUCAUUGUGGAAGAUUUCUAAAAGAGCUUGAAAUCCCAAUGAGUGGAAUUACUGACCAAAUGGUAUCAAAGCAUAUAAAGCCUUUGCCAAAUCUUACACUCUUGGACAUCAGCUAUUGCUAUAACAUUACAAGCAAAGGCAUUGCAGCAUUUGGUAACCAAUGCCAUUCUUUGGUUCACCUAAAAAGAAACAUGCCUCCGAUUGAAGAUAAUCUGCCUUUCGAUGAUUCUGAAGCCAUAACGAUUGCUAGCACCAUGCCACAUCUUCAGCAUAUCGAACUUUGCUGUGGUCAGUUUGGUGAUUCGGGCCUUUUUGAAAUGCUUCACAAAUGCAAGUCACUUACUCAUCUUGACAUUCUUAAAUGUUGGAAUGUGGAGUUGAAUGGUGAUCUUGCAGAGAUUUGUGAAAGGCUACAACAUUUUCAGAGCCCAUGGGAUGAGUUCUCUGAUGACACUGAAAAUAGUGAAGCCGCUGAAAAUGAUAUUGAUGAAUCAGAUUGAUGUCGUCUCUUGGACAGUUGAUACGCCAAGAGGAAAAUUACUCUUUACAUUCUGGUUGGUUUCAUCUUCUUUAUAUCGUUUUCUUAUUUUUGAUGUAUGCAAAUACAUACAAAUAUAUCAUAUUUGGUGGAUGAUGGCUCAUUGGCUUGUAUUGAAAUGAUAUCUUCUUUUAACUAGAAUAUAUAUGUGCAUACAUAUAUACUUUUGUGUUAUCUGACUAUAGACCCUGCAAUUGUAAACCAAUUUCAUUGUAAUGAUUUGGAUGAAUGUAUG
Erigeron canadensis is the source of this 1255-nucleotide messenger RNA. RefSeq names its product F-box protein FBW2-like. The record is from RefSeq and is a predicted model, not a curated record. Gene Ontology annotation, molecular function: protein binding. Bases 149 to 982 code for a protein of 277 amino acids. The transcript has 2 exons. NCBI's taxonomy places the organism in Eukaryota, Viridiplantae, Streptophyta, Magnoliopsida, Asterales, Asteraceae.